Molecule: messenger RNA, 1771 nt
Organism: Ictalurus punctatus (channel catfish)
Lineage: Eukaryota; Metazoa; Chordata; Actinopteri; Siluriformes; Ictaluridae
Gene: chrna9a
Product: cholinergic receptor, nicotinic, alpha 9a
Exons: 7
Coding region: 1-1671 (556 amino acids)
Biological process (GO): nervous system process; monoatomic ion transmembrane transport; regulation of membrane potential
Cellular component (GO): neuron projection; postsynaptic membrane; synapse
Molecular function (GO): acetylcholine-gated monoatomic cation-selective channel activity; transmembrane signaling receptor activity
Source: RefSeq, a predicted model, not a curated record
AUGCAUCUGCAUGUGGUGCUAUCUGCCCAGGGCCGCUACGCUCAGAAGCUGCUGAACACGCUGAUGGAGAAUUAUACUAAAGCUCUGAGGCCUGUGGAAGACACGGACAAGGCUCUCAAUGUUACAUUGCAGAUUACACUCUCGCAGAUCAAAGAUAUGCAAGAUGAGAGAAAUCAGGUGCUGACCACAUACUUAUGGGUGCGGCAGGUCUGGCAUGAUGCGUACUUACGCUGGGAUAAAGAUGAGUAUGAUGGCCUGGAGGUCAUCCGCAUCCCUAGCAACCUGGUCUGGAGACCUGACAUUGUCCUUUACAACAACGCCGAUGAAGAAGACUCAUCAGGCCCUCCUGACACUAAUGUAGUGUUACGGUACACGGGUGAGCUCACAUGGGAUGCUCCUGCAAUCACAAAGAGCACAUGUGUGGUGGAUGUCUCCUACUUCCCCUUCGACAGCCAGCAGUGCAACCUUACUUUUGGCUCCUGGACCUACAACGGCAACCAGGUGGACAUCAACAUGGGUGGAAUGGAGGGUGGUGACCUCUCAGACUUUGUGGAGAAUGUAGAAUGGGAAUGUCAUGGCAUGCCAGCGGUCAGGAAUGUAAUCAUGUAUGGCUGCUGCUCAGACCCAUACCCAGACAUCACCUACACAGUGCUGCUGAAACGCCGCUCCUCAUUCUAUAUCUACAACCUGCUCCUGCCCUGCUUUCUGAUCUCCUUCCUGGCUCCACUUGGCUUCUAUCUCCCAGCUGACUCUGGAGAGAAGGUCUCACUUGGAGUCACAGUGCUUCUAGCCCUUACUGUCUUCCAGAUGAUGGUGGCUGAAAGCAUGCCACCAUCUGAGAGUGUGCCACUCAUUGGUAAGUACUACAUAGCAACGAUGACAAUGAUUACAGCCUCCACCUCAUUGACAAUCUUCAUCAUGAACAUUCACUUUUGUGGUGCCGAAGCCAAACCGGUGCCCAACUGGGCCAAAGUCCUAAUUAUUGACUACAUGGCGAAGAUUUUCUUUGUGUAUGAAGUAGGAGAGAACUGCACUACUCCUCAAAGUGAACGUGGCCCACCGUUUGUAGAGGACCCACUGGCUAGUCUUGAAAAUUAUGACUAUUUCUCCACCGGUUUUUACAGCAAUCAUCUACAUGAUGGGCCUGUUAAUCAGUAUAACAGGUAUAAUAACUGUGGCAGAGAUUGUCACUAUGCCAGAAAUCACCAGUCAAAUGGCUACCAUUUCAACGCCCUGCAUAUGGCACCUAUACCACCACAGUUCUCAUCGAGACAGAAAAUACACCAGCCGAAUUACAUACACCACAUUGGGCGAGAUGGUAACGCGGUUAACCUGAAGGAAGGGAAACUGAGGCAAAGUGAUCUCUCUAUUCCUGAAAAACUCAAUGGGUACACGUAUGAGCAUAGCACCAGCGAGUACACCAAACCAUACACGAUGGAAGACUACAGUAAAAAGACAAGCACAGAAGAGUGCACAUGUAUGUGUGCUCAGCACCAAAAAGUGGUGCAGAACAUUGAGUACAUCGCCAAUUGCUUUCGGGAACAAAGGUCAAACCAGGCCAAAGGAGCAGAGUGGAAGAAGGUUGCUAAGGUAAUGGACAGGUUUUUCAUGUGGGUGUUCUUCAUCAUGGUCUUUCUCAUGAGCAUCCUCAUCAUGGCCAAGGCAUCCUGAGAUCAGUUGAUACGAGUUGUGUCCACAUAUUGAAUGAAGACUGGAGUCAUGUUUACAGACAUCCAUUCCAAAGAAGAUUAAAACGAUAAAGUAGAAAGUG